Molecule: messenger RNA, 2340 nt
Organism: Ilex paraguariensis (yerba mate)
Lineage: Eukaryota; Viridiplantae; Streptophyta; Magnoliopsida; Aquifoliales; Aquifoliaceae
Source: the annotation of a GenBank genome assembly
GUCAAAUUCUCCUCUUCGUUGGUUCUUCAUCCAAAGCCUCCUUGUUCCUUUGGCACCAAGUCUUGCAUAUCUCAUCUCUCCAACUUCCAUUACUCUCUCUCUCUUGUAGGAAAAUUUGGUUGUAAUGGCAACUCAUGGUCGUUCAUUAGGCACACCUCAGGCAGAAACUUUAUCCACUCCUGCAAAAUCCUCACGGUUACGUCCCAGUUCAGUCUCAAAGGUCAGAGUCAUUGUUCGGGUUCGCCCCUUUCUUCCCCAAGAAACAGCUUCGGGAAAUGGAACCCCAAUCUCUUGCGUAUCUGUUCUUGAUUCAGAACUCGACUCUAGUGAAGAAGUUACUGUUCAUCUAAAAGAUCAAGAAACUAGUCGAAAUGAGUGUUACAAAUUGGACUCUUUCUUUGGCCAAGAAGACAACAAUGUCAAUCGUAUUUUUCACAGAGAAGUGAGCCCUUUAAUUCCUGGAAUUUUUCAUGGCUACAAUGCCACAGUAUUUGCAUAUGGGGCUACUGGCAGUGGAAAAACCUACACCAUGCAGGGGAGUGAUGAAUUACCAGGUCUAAUGCCUCUGGCAAUGUCGACCAUUCUGUUUAUGUGCCAGAGCACAGGAAGUAGGGCAGAGAUUUCGUACUAUGAAGUCUAUAUGGACAGGUGUUAUGAUCUAAUGGAGCUCAAAGCGAAUGAAGUUGCAGUUCUGGAUGACCAAGAUGGGCAAAUUCACCUCAAGGGGUUGGCUAGGGUUCCAGUUAAUUCAAUGUGUGAAUUUCGUGAGAUGUUUUCUAGUGCAAUUCUGAGGCGGAAGGUUGCGCACACGGGUCUUAACGAUGUCUCUAGUAGGAGCCAUGGGGUACUUGUGAUUUCUGUUUCCGCUCCUUGUGAUGAUGGUUCUGGGAAAUCUGUUACUGGGAAGCUGAACCUCAUAGAUUUAGCAGGUAAUGAAGAUAAUAGGAGGACCUGUAACGAAGGUAUUCGCCUCCAAGAGAGUGCCAAGAUCAACCAGUCCUUAUUUGCCUUGUCGAAUGUGAUUUAUGCUCUGAAUAACAACAAACCCAGAGUGCCAUACAGAGAAAGUAAACUGACACGAAUAUUGCAGGAUUCUCUUGGAGGAACAAGCCGCACUUUAAUGGUAGCUUGUUUGAAUCCAGGAGAAUACCAAGAAUCUGUUCAUACAGUUAGUUUGGCAGCUAGGUCACGCCACAUAUCUAAUUUUGUACCAUCAGCUCAGAAACAAGAUACUCCUAAGGUUCAAGUUGACAUGGAGGCAAAGCUCUAUGCUUGGCUUGAAUCAAAGGGCAAGACAAAGAGUAAACAAAGAAUAGGGGUGUUUGGUUCCCCAUUUCCGAGUAGAACUCCUAGAUCUGUAAGCUCUAUGAAGAGACACGGUACACAUAAGAGCUCUGCAAAAACUCAGGCUAUUGCCAAUCAAGGUGCUUCAAGUUUAAAAGAAAGGGAAGUGCAUAUGUGUUGCAGUAAUCUAUUCGACAAUGGUGGUCUGUUAGAUACAGCUAUGGGGGACCUUGCUGCUGAGAGAAAAACAAAUGAGUUCAGGGCCUCUGCUGACAGGAUAGUGUUAGACUCAACAUGUGUGCCUGACGAACCAUUGGAUGACGAGAGGGAGCCAACAACCAUCAAAGGUACCGACUUUGCCGCAUUAACACCGACUAGAGAGAAAAGUAAAGCACUUCCAGGCUCCCUAAGAAAAGUUCUUUCUCCCAUUAACUCUAACAUCAACAUUGAGCACAUAUUAUCCAGAGACCAAAUAUAUCCUGCCCUUUCUGAUCCCAAGACACCUUCCAUUCUGAUGGCUGACAACAACUACAAAACGAUUGGCACCCCACUUGAUAAGUUUAAUGCACGAAGUUCUAAUUUGAAGGGUACUCUUGCCCAAGAAUAUGUUGAGUUUUUGAAUAUGGCUAGCAGGGAGGAGUUACUGGAGUUAAAGGGAAUUGGACGAAAGAUGGCUGAAUACAUACUUGAGUUGAGGGAAACAAGCCCACUAAAAUCGCUAAGUGAUUUGGAGAAGAUAGGCCUUUCAUCCAAGCAGAUACAUAACAUGUUUGGUAGAGCUGCAAGAGGAAUAUUUGGUUGAGUUAAUUUGCAACAUCUAGUUGUUUGGGAGACUUGCAGCCGAAAUUAAUAGCCAGAUGGUUUUCAGAACCGACCAUCUGUGUUUUUAUUUAUAAAUUGUUGUCUCACUGUAUUGAUAUCCCUGUAAUGUUACUAAAUGGGAAGGCCUUACUCAUGUUGUAUGGUUGAGAAAUUUGCCAGUCUUCAAAAGUUCUCAUAUAUUUAUGGCUUGUUUAACUUGUUCUGCCAGUAUUUGCUGGUCUAGCACUUUUCUAG